CCUCUCUUCUCUUCGGUCCAAAGAAGAAAAAUGCGCUUUUCUGUGUUUUCUCUUCAACGAUGAGAAACCGUAUCUGAAAUUACCAAAAUACCCCUGAAAUCUCUACCUGAAAUACCCCUCUCCGUUUCUUCUCUUUGUCUCUGAUGGCGGCAAUUUCGUCCUUAUCUGUUACAGCUUUAGGGCAUGCUACCGAAAGGAAAGGAUCGGCUUCUGUAGUCCACUCUCUCGCUUCCAAUUUCGACGUUUUUCGGGUCCGUAUCUGGUCCGCUUCCGACCCGAUUUCCGUUCGGAGCCGGAAUUCCAGCUCUCGUUUGGUCGUUCGAUGUAUGGCAGCUGCAUACGAAACUCCCACUGUAUCCGAAACAAAGUUGAAUUUUCUCAAGUCCUACAAGCGGCCAAUUCCAAGCAUAUACAAUUCCGUAUUGCAAGAGCUAAUCGUUCAGCAGCAUCUGAUGAGGUAUAAGAGGACAUAUCAGUACGAUGCAGUCUUUGCUCUUGGUUUCGUCACUGUCUACGAUCAGCUUAUGGAAGGGUACCCAAGCAAUGAAGACCGAGAGGCAAUUUUCAAAGCGUAUAUACAGGCAUUGCAGGAGAAUCCCGAGCAAUACAGAAUCGAUGCGCAGAAGUUGGAAGAGUGGGCCCGCACUCAGAAUGCAAGUUCAUUGGUUGAGUUCUCAUCUAGGGAAGGAGAAGUUGAGGGCAUUUUGAAAGAUAUUUCCGAACGGGCUGGGGGUAAGGGGAGCUUCAGCUAUAGCCGUUUCUUCGCAAUCGGUCUAUUUCGUCUUCUUGAGCUGGCAAAUGCAACAGAGCCAACUAUCUUAGAGAAGCUUUGUGCAGCAUUAAACAUAAACAAACGCAGCGUGGAUAGAGACCUUGAUGUGUAUCGGAACCUUCUUUCCAAGUUGGUUCAAGCAAAGGAGCUCCUAAAGGAGUAUGUUGAUAGAGAAAAGAAGAAAAGGGAAGAACGUGUGGAAUCUCAAAAGGCGAAUGAGGCCCUCACAAAAUGCAUAAAAGUAUUCCAACAUGCAGGGCUUUAAGCUUUGCAAGCUCGUGGCUCCAAGUACUUUCUCCUUGGAUCCUUAACCGAACGAGUCUCCCAGUUAGGGCUGCCACUAGGGUACAGUUAAAGUUAUCAAGAUGUACUAUUUUGGAGUAUGGGGAUCUAAGACAAAUCCAUAUGUGUUGAGCCUCUUUUUUUUUUGGUUUUUGUUUUCCUCCUCUCCUAUAAUUUUCAAUUGUAUUGUCAAUGUUCUUAUUCAUCAUCUGCAAAAUGCACAUGGAUUGAGAUUCUCCAUAGUUACCUGUAUUUUUGAAUUUCAAUGACCGGUGAUGGCACUGCUUUCAUUGGAGA
Molecule: messenger RNA, 1351 nt
Organism: Magnolia sinica
Lineage: Eukaryota; Viridiplantae; Streptophyta; Magnoliopsida; Magnoliales; Magnoliaceae
Product: protein THYLAKOID FORMATION1, chloroplastic
Exons: 5
Coding region: 144-1037 (297 amino acids)
Biological process (GO): protein import into chloroplast stroma; thylakoid membrane organization; photosynthesis
Cellular component (GO): chloroplast thylakoid
Source: RefSeq, a predicted model, not a curated record